Molecule: messenger RNA, 4371 nt
Organism: Trypanosoma cruzi
Lineage: Eukaryota; Euglenozoa; Kinetoplastea; Trypanosomatida; Trypanosomatidae
Exons: 1
Coding region: 1-4371 (1456 amino acids)
Source: RefSeq, a predicted model, not a curated record
AUGUCUUUUUUUUUCCUUUGUGUGUGGCUUUGGUUCUUUUUAUUAUUAUUAUUAUUAUUAUUAUUAUUAUUAUUAUUUUUCUCCUGUCCAGACUUUCUCUUAUCUUGCGGUGUGCUCCGCGAGAGGGGGCCCGAGGAGAAAGAAGAAGAAGAGGAAGAGGGGAAGGGGGAAGUAGGAGCCAUGCGGAACGGGUCGCAGUCCUGGGACCCGGGCGUUGCGUUGGGUUGGCGGAGGAGUGGCUCGUGUCAUUCCUUUUUGUCCUUUUCUCGGGGAAUUUGCGAGGAUACGUCGUCCACGACGUUUACAACGACUACACCAACGGUGAAAUCUUCUUUAAUGCCGUCUACUGUUUGCUCGUCCUGUUCCUUCGACACAUUUAGCGCCACCACCGCCACCACCAUUCCUUCCACGAAUACUUCGACGAUGACGGCACGUAGUGGCGGCACUGGAAUGGAUGCCGCUGACAAAGACGCCGGAACUCUCUUCCAAGAGAAGAUACGUUUGUUGAAGAAGUCCAUGCAGGAACAGCGGGCCGCCCGCGAGCAGCAGCGACGUGAGUGGGAUGCGUGUGGAUCUGUAGAAAAUAUGCACCCCUCGACGUGUACGUCGGGCAGACUUCCAGGCGGCGAUAGAGUCAACGAGACGGGAGUGAAGGCAAGUAGUACGAAUGGGAGGGAUGUGGCUGCGCAAACGCAGACAUCAUCAUUCCUUUUUAAACCGAAUUUUCCACCAAAUACAGGAGGUAACAUGAUGUCUGAGGGAGACAACGGGAUUGUCGCGAUGAGCACAACGCCACCGCGCGGGGAUAAACGACCGGAACUGGAAAAGGAAGGCCCUGACGCGGUGGAUUUGACGGCAUCACCCGCUGUUGUUGUAGUACUGGACGAGUCACCGCAUACUGUGGAGCAACGCGACGCCGCCACCACGACAAUGAAGGAGUCUCGUUGUUUUUUUUCGGAUGUUCACAAAGGUACCGUGACUGCUGCUCACAUUGAUAACAGUGAGGGUAACGAAAGACGGAACCAUUCGGCGCCCGGUAACGGAGGGGAGAAGAAACAAACUCGGCGAUCUGUUGAUCAGGAUUUCAGUGCCAUCACCAAAGACACCGAAGUAUCGCAGCCCUCGACGUCCCAUUCGACACGCCACCGCUUCACUCUUGUAUCACCUAUUGCAACAAAAGGCGUCACGGCGGAGAAAAAAUUCUUUAGACCGCAUGGUGUUGGCGGGUCCGUGGGAAUGACGAGGAGGAACGAAGUGACAGGGAAGGCGGAUAAAGAGAUCCGAACUCUUCGUGCCCCCUCAGAGGGCGGUAGGAGUCGGUUAAACGGUCAAAGUCACACACGUGAAGCGAGUUUGCCGUCGUCGCCUCCGCCUUCUGAUGAGGAAACGAAACGGAUGUCGGAGAGCGGCGACGAUAACGACGAGCCGGUGCCCCGCAGACCCUCCCGAAGGGCUGCUGCCUUUGCACAUGCUGAGCUCGAAAGGCUGACGGUGUGGUGUGGUGAGAACCCUGUCUUGUUUUUUGGUGCUCGCUCCGUUAGUUCUGAGAACUCAAAUAAGCCACCGGUGCGGAUGAGUCGUGGAAGGAGUGGAGGGCGCGAUGGCGUUGGAGGAGAAGCGGAGACAUCCACUCGCACAAGUAAGAAUAACUGCGCCGAUUAUUUUGCCUCCUUGCGGAGUGCUUCUCCCAUUCUUCUACAGAAGUGGGUGAAGGAGGACAUGAAGCCUGCUGCAUCCAUAGCAGCGCAUAUGCACCCAUCCUCUAGUGUGGGUAAAAGAAGUCAACGUCAUACGAGUGGGGAAUCCAGUGCUGCGACACGUCGACGUCGGUGUCUUCUUCGCCAAAUCCGUUUGAUUGAUAGGGAGAUUCACCGUAUGGAGAAAAUCCCAUGGAGCAAAUCAUUGCGUUCAGGCACCGGGUCAUUGAACACGCUUCAUAAAGAGAAGUCUAAACUGCUGGCAAUACGUAAACAGUACGAAUGGGAGUUAUCGCAGGUGGCAAGGAAGGGAGACGUGAGAACAACCGAGUUGCCACCGCCACCACCAAAGAAUUUAUCGUCAGCAUCGUUGCCGUCGUAUAGGCAGCGACCACGAACCAUCUCUUCUUCUGUUCCUCGUCAUGGACCUUCUAUUUACGAAUCCGUUUUAAAACAACAACAACAAAAACAAAUGAAGAAGGUGCAUCAAGCAGGCCAAGCGACUUGUAAACAGAACAACUUUAGAUUCAAUGAUGGUGGAAUUGGCGCUGGUUGCAGAGCUAAUAGCAUGGAGAGCAAUGGCCUUCCACCAAGAGUGGGUAUUCCAGUGAAUUCCAUUUCACAUACGUCUCAUUUGUUUUUGAGGGGGCGCCUUGGUGCAUCAAACGAUUCCAUCAACAAGAAGAAUGGCAAUAAAUUUCAUGCCGUUGGUAGUCAUAACAGGAAAAAUAGAGUUGGAUGCCGCCGGUCUAUUUCUCUUGACGCGGAGAGAAUGGCGGCUCUUUAUGCCCGCAGUGCAUCAUCGUCGCAGUCAACUUGGCGUGAUGGGACACCAAUGAGGAAGCUGAUGAGCAACGUGGCAGAUCGUGAACACUCGGAAGUGACGAGUAACAGUACCGCUGGUCAUGAAAAAGAAGAGGAGGUUCCACUGUACUGGAGGCUGGCGCAGGUGAGACGAGAUUCGGAGUGCCAUGAAUGCAGUAGUGUACGCGAGAUGAGCGGGUUUCGAUCGAGCUGCGGGUCUGCCUCGCCGUCACCCGUACGUGUAAUGAGGCCACCUUCCGUGCGUGGUCGUGGCAGUGGCUUUGUUGGCGAUUGGGGCAAGGCGGAACUUUGCUCCGAUGUUGCCGCCGAUCAGUAUUACUGCGCGGAAUACGGCGAGGAGGAGACGUUGGAUGAGCCACGGAUCACGACGCACAGAGGUGCGGCAGCAAAGGGAAGUGAGAGUUCAGGGCAUCGGUUUUCGGCGAAUUUCGUCACGCGGGGGCCACAAGGGCAAGUCGAAGGGAGACCACGUGCUCGGUCGGCUUUACGGUCAGAAGGGAGGCAAGCGGAUAUGCAGGCUUCUGGACGAAGAGUCACUCUCAACAGUUCAGAUUUGUGUUACCGCCUGCGUGCUCCGACGCCGCAGAAAGUAACUUCCGAGAAUAAAUCAAGAAGCCUGUACUUUUUUCAGGAUUCCACCGUGCAGACAAACAGAAAAAAAGGUUUCAAUGAGGCGUCAAAACGCCCGGAACUCAAGACGCAGGUCCGGGCUGGCCCAAAACGGCACGAAAGCCAACGUCGAGUCGCUGGUAGCAGUACUAGUAGACAGGCUCUGCAUCAGCGAACACCCGCAUCUCUUGUAUUGAACAACAUGUCAUCAAGGGAGAAACAACCGAAACAGUCGCAUGAUAACUGGCGUCGCCACUCUUCGGAUAGUCACAAGAACAUGUCUGGUCAUUCGAGGCCAUCGAGGGCAGCACCGUUAUCGCCAUCUGCAUGCGAGCGUGUUGGAGCCACGGGUGGCUUUUCCGCGCAUGACCAUUCAAUGGAUCAGGGGAGAGAGGUGGAUUGGAUUUCUCCGUCUCGAGUGAUGGAGCACACACAACCGCCAGCAACAAUGUUAUCGCCAUCACCAGCAUCAACUGCUCAAUCCUCUCGCCCUCGUUCAAGUCAAGAAAGGAAGGAUGGUGAGAAUUUGCCAUUUUCUGUUCGGCACCAUAACACGAAGGAUGCAGUGAAUUUCAGAGAGGGAAAACCGCAGCGAAGAAAGCAGCAACUUCACAUGACGGAUCAGAGGACACCUCCUCGUGAUCCACAACGACAGCAACAGCAACGGCGACAGGAGCAACAAAUUAUAGAGAGCUCUUCAAGAAUUUCGGAGGUUCAUGUAUCACCACUAACAGAGUACAGUCCUGUUGGUGGCGGCGGUGGUGGCGACAGAUCCCCUGCGGCGACCUUGCAGUACCGAACUACGUCCUCCUACGCAAUGCCAUCCGACGGUGUGGAAAAUGAGCCUAGUUUAAGACAGAUAUUGAAUGAACGUCAACGUCGUACAUCUCUAAACAAAAGUGCGUUACUGCCCUUCCAACAGGAGAGGAACGUUCUCCCUGAUGCCCCCAGUGGGGAUGCACAAACCUUUAUGACACCACAGUCGCCUUUUAAUUCUAAUUCACCUCAUCGUUUUAGUGAUGACCGGACAAAUGCACCUUUUCUUUCGUUGGGUACUUCCUGUUUGCAAACCACGCGACAGGUCGGGGCCGGUGGUAUCACGCUGCGUCAGCUCUUUGGGCACGAGCAAAGACCCGUCCUUUCCUCACCAGUGAAUGAAAUAGGUGCUGGAGGUGCUGUGAGAUCUUCGACCGAGGUUUUGCUGAGCCGCAUUAAUGAAAUGCGGGCUCUGAUGAAAUGA